Molecule: messenger RNA, 1917 nt
Organism: Miscanthus lutarioriparius
Lineage: Eukaryota; Viridiplantae; Streptophyta; Magnoliopsida; Poales; Poaceae
Source: the annotation of a GenBank genome assembly
AUGAGCUGGAUGGCGCCGCCGCCGUGGCCGACAUCGUCGAUGUGCCCAUCCUUCCAUGGGGGCGCAUACAACCAGCGUGGCCUCAACACUGGACUAGGAAUGAUGAGUCAUCAACAGCAAAUUGCCCCUCCUAGUAGAGGUUCUGUGAAUGGAUUCCCCCAUCGAAAGCUGGAUAGGGAGGGUAGUGGAAGGCAUGAAAGUAAAAUAAAUUUGGUGAGAUCAUCGUCUGGUGGUUUUACCAAUUCAGAAAAUGGCAUCAAACUAGGGCAUGGAAGCCAUUCGAGGGACCGGCUAAUCUAUGUUCUAACACAACUUAUUGGGCAUCAUGUGGAUGUGCAUGUGAAAAAUGGGUCUAUAAUCUCUGGAAUUUUCCAUGCAACAAACUCUGACAAAGACUUCGGAGUAGUCUUAAAAAUGGCUCAGGUCAUAAAGGAUGGUUCUGCCAGAGGACAAAGAUAUGCUGAUGAUGUUGUAAAGAAACCUGAGACUAUGAUAAUACCAGCAAGGGAGCUUGUACAAGUCUUCGCCAAGGAUGUAGCACUUGGCGUUGAUGAGCUGCCAAAAGGUCCUGGCCAUGACAAAAGGAAGGACUUGCUGAUUGAUUCUGCUAUUUCCCGCUCUCAUUAUCUUGAAGAGAGGGAACUUGAGCGCUGGGCACCAGAUGAAGGAGAUUCAGAGUGUAUUGAACUGGAGAAGUAUGACAGAAAGGGAAAUAGGAGCUGGGACCAGUUUGAAACCAAUGCAGCUUUGUUUGGGGUAAAGAGUACUUUCAAUGAAGAAAUUUAUACCACAAAGCUUGAGAGAGGUCCUCAUAUGAGAGAGCUUGAAAAGCAUGCUUCGAGAAUAGCUAGAGAAAUAGAGGGAGAAGAUACCAAAGAUAUUCAUCUUGCAGAGGAGAGAGGCUUAUUCCUGGGUGAUGACUUGGACCAUGAUGAAGAGAUAAAAUAUUCAGCAGUGCGUAGAGACACCGAUAACAGCAAGUACAAGCCACCAUUUGCUAAAAUUCCAAGCAGUACAUGCCAUGUUGAUUCGUUUAACAGGACAGUCAAUAUUGAUCCCAAGGAUUCACUGGCAUGUUCAUCAAAAAUGGAUGAAGAAUCAUCAUCCCACAUAUUUGAUGAUACCGAUGCAUCUGCCACUAUCCAAACCAAUAGCGUUAGCCAGCCAACAUCUGAUCACCUAUCAGAUAGACCCUUGUCCAAUGAUGAAAACAGGUUGGACAGAAAGCUGAGCAAAGAGAGUAAUGAAAACAUGGAUAACAGAAAGUUGCAACCUGAGAAUAAUUUAUCUGAUGGUGCCAGACCUCUUAUUUCUGAAGGGUUGGAUGGGCGACCCUCAAGUUCACAUGCAUAUGAACCCUCAUCUUCUGGUCAAGGAUUCAAAUCUCGAGAAACACCUGAUUUGACAGUAUCUGUCAAACAUCCUUCUGCGACGGAACCUGUGACUUCCUCUCAAAGACCUGGCAGUUCAACAUCGUCAACAUCAGAGCGCAUUGCUGCAAACUCAGCUGCGAGUGCUCCUGGCUUGUCACCAAGCUCUUCAAUAGGAUCUCUUACCUCUGAAAAAUCAACUUUGAACCCUAAUGCUAAGGAAUUCAAGCUAAAUCCUAAUGCCAAGAGUUUCACUCCGUCAGCAUCUUUGAGGCCACCACACCCUACAUCAUCUGAUGCAUCAUAUUACUAUCCUAAUAACAUGCCGGCGGCACCACUUGGACCUGGUUUGCCAGUGGGCAUGGGGUUCCCACCGGCAUAUGGUGCCCAGUCUGUCAUGUAUAAUACUCAACCUGGAGCAUCACCGCAGGGUUACAUGCAUCCUGCUGGUCCACAGUAUGGGCAGCAGAUGAUGAUGGGGGGGCAGACUCGUCCUGUUUAUUAUUAUGCGCCUGAGAUGCAACAAUACAGAGGAAGAAACUUCUAG